Microplitis mediator is the source of this 5340-nucleotide messenger RNA. RefSeq names its product protein unc-93 homolog A. Gene Ontology annotation, molecular function: potassium channel regulator activity. Gene Ontology annotation, biological process: regulation of muscle contraction; regulation of potassium ion transport. The record is from RefSeq and is a predicted model, not a curated record. The transcript is spliced from 6 exons. The coding region runs from base 807 to 2591 and encodes 594 amino acids. Gene Ontology annotation, cellular component: plasma membrane; striated muscle dense body. Lineage: Eukaryota; Metazoa; Arthropoda; Insecta; Hymenoptera; Braconidae.
CAUCGUGUCUCCACUUGUCUCUCAUCUUCUCAUGUCGUGUUUUUUAUAUUUAUUCAUUAUCUAAAUACGAUAUACUAUUAAUUAAUUAAUUAUCUCCACUACAAAACAAUCAUCACAACAAUUAAUUAUUUUUACCUCAUAUACAUUUGAAAAAAGUAUCAAAAUUUCGAUACAAACAAUUAAUAAUUAAAUUUAUUAAUUAAAAUACUCAUUUGUUGUGUCAGGUGUCAAAUGUCAGAUGUCAAGUGUCCAGUGUCCAGUAUAAUGAAACUAUUAAUAAUUUUUUGUUAUAUUUAAUUAAUAAGUAUAUGUAUUAAUAUAAGAAAUAUAUAAAUUAGCCGUCGUAAGAAAAUUUUUUUUGUUUUUUUGGUAAUUUUUGAAUUAAUUAAUUAAUUAUUAAGUGAAAUGUGAGCAAUUGAAGUGGAAAUUUAUGAGAUAUAUAUAUAUAUAUAUAUAUAUGAGUGUGUAAUAUUUAAAUAUGUAGAUAUAUAUGUGUAUGUGUAUGUAUAUGGAAUAAUGAUGAUAUAAAUUAUGAAAUCGAAAUGAGAAAUGCACGUGAUGAAAUAUCAAGAAAAAUAUUCAGCCAAAAAGCGGAAGAAGAGAAUAUUUAUACAUAAAUUAUGUAUAUAAGCAAAUAAAUAUUUAAUGGACCAAUGAACAUCCAUACUGUCAAGAUGAUUACCAAAGACUGAUAAAACCGGAGUCUUUUAUUGGAAAAAAAAUAUAAAACCGUCGGAAAAUAAACGGGAAAUUAUAUUAGAAUUUGACGGAACUGCUGGUCGGGUUACAAAGUACAGGAAAACAAGAUGGGGUCACUUCCGAACUUGCACGAGUUGUCGCGAGACAAACUCCAGAACCCUAUCGUGCAUCGGACGGGGCCGAUUGGCGGGUUUGGGCCAGUUAAAUUACCGGCUCAGCCGCCACCACUUGCGCAGACGAAUCGCAGGGUUAAGAGCAGCGGCCAUCAUCAUACUUUGUGGGACAAUGACGCAAUGUUAGAGCAUAUGACAACUUACUCACCAAUAUCAUGUCGAUCAGCCCGUGCCUCAGCGCUGUCGUGCCGUCGCCGUGAGUCAAUGACCUCCUCAGCCGGUACAUCGUCCGUGCGUCGCCUCAUCGCAGCAGUCCGCGCAGGCACGCCCUCAGCGUCCGGCGGAGUCUUCAGUACCGGCUACGCUGGUUGCAACAUACUCCCGCGCCCACCUCGCAAAGUAGUGAUCCGGCACUGUGCUGCCCUCUUUCUUGGACACAUGACAAUAUCCGCAGCGACGUUGCCCCUCCUGCCACUCCAAGCUGGCCUCGGUGCUUUCAAUUCACAUCUAGGGCCCAUUUUAUUAGCACUUUUGUACGCCGUAGCAACUUUAACUUCUCUAUUAUCGACUGUAAUUAUACAAAAAUUAGGGACUAAUAUUGUCAUAUGUUUGAGUCAUUUAAUUACGAUAAUUUUUAUAAUUACACAUUUGUAUCCAAAGUGGUAUGUCUUAUUACCGAGCUACGCAUUGUUCGGCAUCACAUUGAGUCCCUCAUUGUUGUCACGAACUUCACAUGUCAACAAUUGCGCCAAUAAUUUGAGUGUUAUCUACUGUACCGACCCAGAAGAUCCCGAUGAUACCAGACGUGAAUGUUUACUGCGCAGGCUCAAUCGCGUUAUGAAACUCGCGGAAGAUGUUGGACUUGCUAUCGGCUGUCUUGUUGCGGCAACGAUAAUAAAAAUAAUAAAUCCCAUACCUAUGGGCCCAGAUGACCCUGAAGACGUCGGAACCACUUGUGGUGCUGAAUAUUGCCCUCAGGAAACGUAUUUCCAUAAUGAAACUCUUCUUUUACCGACGAUGGCAGUAGACACGGCUAAAAUAAUACUGAGUGUCUUCUUAGGACUUGGGGUCCUGGCAUUUGGGAUCUCGUGUGCGUUUCUUGACUCACGGCUCAAAGAACCACGGAACCAAUCGGACCAGCAGUACCAGCAGCAGACGGCGCGUCAGUACUUCCAGUUGAUAAAACAGAGCUUCCAGGAUCCUAAGUUACAGUUAGCAGCUCCGUUGACUCUGUUUAUUGGUUUGGAGCAGGGAUUCAUUUUUAGUGACUUUACAGAGGCGUACGUUGUUUGUGCGCUAGAUGGAGCUGGUCCAGUAACACUGAGUUUUUUAACUUUUGCAUUGUUACAAGCAGUAGCUGGAGUAACUCUCUCGAUGUUAAUGCGGCAUAUUCGCCGGUAUUUUGUUGUUGCAGUUGGAUUUGCCUUUCACGCAUGCUUACUACUAGCCCUAGUAACAUGGCGACCUGCAGGUGAUGACCCAGCACUCUUCAACGUCAUAUCAGCCGCCUGGGGAGUCUGCAACGCCAUCUGGGAGACUCUAAUUCUCACACUGCUACUUGGCCUGUACCCGUCAACGUGGCAAGCUCCCUUAUCGACCUCAACAUUCUGGAAGUACCUGGGCCUUUUCUUGGCUCUAGGUCUUCACGGAGUAGUUUGCACGAGGCUUAGAGUCCUUGGUCUCGGCACAAUGCUCAUCCUGGCAGUGGUCCCUUACAUCUGGCUCGAGCUACGGCUUUCCAGGCGCGGAAAGUGUCUGGUGACUUCGUCGUCAUCUUGACUAGCGUCGGGAUCAUCAGCGGUAUCUGCUGUCGCUGGUAGCCAAGGAAUAUCUACCGUCGAGCAUCAUCAUCUCCAUCAUCAUCAUCAGCACCAACAUCAUACUCAGCAACGUGGUUCCAGUGAUAAGUUAAUUAUUGACAGACGUAAACUCUCACACGGUGAAUGAGAGAGAUUUGUUCCGUCUAGCUCGUUGAUAUCCGCUGCCGGUAAUGCAGCAGUUGGCUCUUCCUCACUUUCCUCAACUGCGUCAAUAAGUCGCCACCGUCAAUUACCCUCAGUUGCUUCAGCUACGUCCUCACGCCGUUGCUCGGCAAGACGUAGCUUUAGCAGCAACGUUGCUAUUAUUGGUAAUUUUAAUAACAAUAAUGAUAAUAAUUUGUCUUUGACGAGUUUCAAUCAGAAUUCGAUUAAAAAAAAUUCAGCGGACGCUGCGGGUAAUAUUUCUGUUAGUUAUUCACGUAAUUCCGUUGGAGAAUUGACCGACCAGUCUGCUGCGUCGAUAAGGUCACCUCAAUCAAUUGAAUAAUUAGAAAAUCUAUCAGAUCGAUUGAUCGAUAUUUCAAUUAUCGAUCGGUUCGAUAUAUCACAAUUCUGGUCGAUUAAUUAAUUGGUUAAUUUUCUAGAGAUAGAGACGAAAAAAAAUUUUUUAUCAUUUUUAUAUCGAUAAGAUUUGAUGAAUCGAUUAUCGAUUAGUUCGAUAAAUCGAUUAUCGAAUAGCUCGGUGAAUCAAUUACCGAUUAGUUUGAUGAAUCGAUUACUGAUUCGUUCGAUGAAUCGAUUAUUGAUGAGUUCGAUGGAUCGAUUAUCGAGUAGCUCGAUGAAUCAAUUACCGAUUAGUUUGAUGAAUCGAUUAUCGAUAAGUUCGAUAAAUCGAUUAUCGAUUAGUUUGAUAUUUGUCGAUUUGUCUUUCGAAGUUUUUUUAAAUGAGAUGAUAAAAAAUUAAUAUUACUUAUGAAUCGAUAUCGAUUAGAUUCGAUGAAUCGAUUAUCGAUCAGUUCGAUGAAUAAAUAAUUGAUUAGUUCGAUGAAUCGAUUAGUUCGAUGAAUCGAUUAGUUUGAUAAAUCGAUUAGUUCGAUAUAUUUCGAUUUAUUAAUUUUUCUUCUAAACUGUUGUAAUUGAGGCAAAAUAAAAUAAAUAAAUUUCAUGAAUUAAUAUCGAUUAUUUGAUGAAUCGAUUAUCGAUUAGUGUAAUACAUAUCGAUUGAUAUCAAUAUAUCAAUUUUUUUCACAAUUAAUUUUAAUGAGACGAAAAAAGAAAUAAGUGUAAUUUAUAAAUCGAUAUCGUUUUAAUUCGAUAAAUCAAUGUAUCGAUUGAAUCGAUACAUUUCGAUGUAUAUUGAUUUAAGAACUUUUUUUUCAUAAUUUUUGUAAUUUAGAUAAAACAUUAAAUUUUCGUCUCUUUUAAAUCGAAGUCGACUAGAUUCGAUAAAUCGAUUAUCGAUUGGUUCGAUAUAAUUCGAAUAAGUAAAUUUUCAACGGGAGAAACAAAACUUUUAUUUUGGUAUCGAUGUUAGGUCAGAAUCGAUAUAUCGUUGGCCGUCGAUAAAUCGAUCAAUCGAUCGAUUCGAUAUAUUUCGAUAUUUUUUUCUAAAUUUUGUAAAAAAUGACUCGUUAAUACUAAAAACCUACAAAUACUCAUAUUUCAUCAAUCGAUAUAAAUCGAUCUAUCGAUUUAGGUUUCAAAUUAUUCUUAUAAGUCCCCAGUGUUUUAGAACUCGAGCUAGAUGGAACUACAGUGUAAAUUUGUAUAUUAUUUUUCUAAUAUAAUUUUUUAAUAAAAAAAAAAAAUAAAAUUUGUUUUUUUUAUAAAAUUGAAAUUUUGAAUUUAAUAAAAAAUCAAAAAAAAAUAAUUGUUACUCGUAAAAUUUAUAUAUAAAAUGUAAAAAUAAAAUUUUGUAACCAAAAAAAAAGUUCUCAAUUAAAAUAGAAUUAACUCACAAAAAUUUCUAAAAAUUCCACAAUUUCGAGCCAUAUAAAACCAUCAUCGACUUUUUUUUCAAAGCUUUAGACACUGCCUACUAAAAAAAAAUAGUGAUAAACAAAAAUGGAGUAAAAUUAUAAACAUAUCAGAAUCUCAAUCCAAUUUUUUUUAACUUCUCUUCACAUAACUCAUUACCUAUCAGAGUUACGACAGAAAGCCUUCAAUACUUUUUUUUAGCUAAUAAAGUUUCCUAUCAAAGUUUCCUCUUCAAAAAAGCUCAAUUUUCAAAAUUCAAGGAGCCACAUCGACUUUAAUUCAAAAUUUCUCUCAAAAAACCGGUAAUCGAAAUUUUCUAACCUAAAUUUUCUCGGUCAAUCUUUCGUAACUCCUAAGCUAUUGACCAAAAAAAAAUUUUGUCGAAACAAAAUUUGUAGGAAAUUUUGUGCUCUACAAAAAAGUAUUCAUACAUAUUUUACGUAACUCGAAUAACCAACGAGUUAUUCCCGAAACAAGAAUUCGUAAAAUAAAUACCAGGGCGAAGGCAAUGGUUUUUUUAUCUAUAAAAUUAAAUAUCUCAUUAAAAAUUAGAGAUAUCGAAAAGUUAUAUGAGACAUUAUUUGUAGGAAAUUUUGUGCUCUACAAAAAAGGUCUCAGCUAUUUUUUCGCUGUUUCUAAUAUCUGAAGAGUUAUUUCGAUUAUAAGGUUCGAAAACGUGAGAAAAUUCUUAAGCGCAAAUAAUUAUUAAUAAUAAUAAUGAUAAUUAUUAUUUAUUAUUGAGUAUUGUAAUUAAGUGAUCGUUAAUUGUAAUAAUAAAAGUCUGUUGGUAG